Molecule: messenger RNA, 3255 nt
Organism: Triplophysa dalaica
Lineage: Eukaryota; Metazoa; Chordata; Actinopteri; Cypriniformes; Nemacheilidae
Gene: ehd4
Product: EH-domain containing 4
Exons: 6
Coding region: 169-1809 (546 amino acids)
Biological process (GO): endosomal transport; endocytosis
Cellular component (GO): plasma membrane; cytoplasm
Molecular function (GO): protein binding; GTP binding; calcium ion binding
Source: RefSeq, a predicted model, not a curated record
CAACACAGGUGAGGUCACGGAUACGGCAUCACAGCUGGACAGUACGAGCUGAGGACUGCUGACCGUCUGCUGUCACGUCCUGAAAACGAGUCCGUUUUGAUUCUCUCGAAUAUUAAAAGGGAACUAACGCCGUGUCGAGGAUAAAAGAGAUAUAAGAGGAACUACAGCAUGUUCACUUGGGUAAAUAAGGAACAGGGUGGUAGGAACAAAGAAGGCGACAUGUUUCAGACGGUGACAGAAGGUCUUCAAAGUCUUUAUACUAAGAAACUGUUGCCUUUAGAGGAAACGUAUCUUUUCCAUGAGUUUCACUCACCGGCGCUGGAGGAGGCGGACUUCCAGAGCAAACCCAUGGUGCUGCUGGUCGGACAGUAUUCCACUGGGAAAACCACCUUUAUUCGAUAUCUUCUAGAGCAGGAUUUUCCAGGGAUGAGAAUCGGCCCAGAACCAACAACCGAUGGAUUCAUUGCUGUGAUGUAUAAUGAGAACGAGGGGGUUGUACCCGGCAACGCCUUGGUUGUUGACCCCAAGAAACCGUUCCGCAAGCUCAAUGCAUUUGGAAAUGCUUUCUUAAACAGGUUCAUCUGCUCACAGAUGCCUAACCAGGUUCUACAGAGCAUUAGCAUCAUUGACACCCCAGGAAUACUUUCUGGAGAGAAGCAGCGCAUAAGCAGAGGCUACGAUUUCUCUGAGGUUCUGCGUUGGUUUGGAGAGCGGGUGGACCGCAUCAUCCUCCUCUUUGAUGCACACAAACUGGACAUAUCUGACGAGUUUUCUGAAGCGAUCAAAGCUUUCCGCGGACAGGAUGACAAAAUCCGUGUGGUGCUGAACAAGGCCGAUCAGGUGGACACUCAGCAGCUGAUGCGGGUUUACGGCGCGCUGAUGUGGUCACUAGGAAAGGUGAUCAAUACCCCAGAGGUGGUAAGAGUCUAUCUGGGAUCUUUUUGGGCCAAACCUCUCCAAAACCCAGAAAACCGUCGCCUGUUUGAAGCUGAAACACAAGAUCUCUUCAGGGACAUCCAAAGUCUGCCUCGUAACGCUGCGCUGCGUAAACUGAAUGACCUCAUCAAAAGAGCUCGUCUUGCUAAGGUGCAUGCUUACAUCAUCAGUUAUUUGAAAAAGGAAAUGCCCACUUUGUUUGGAAAGGAGAAGAAGAAAGAGGAACUGAUCGCCCACCUUCCCGAGAUCUAUCAGCUGCUGCAGAGGGAGCAUCACAUCUCAGCUGGAGAUUUCCCUAACGUCAGUAAAAUGCAGGAACAACUUCUACACUAUGACUUCAGCAAAUUCCCUUCCUUUAAAGGGAAGUUGAUUGAAUCUGUGGACAGGAUGCUGUCCACCAAGAUCUCAGGUCUGAUGAGCAUGAUCCAAGAGGAGGAGAGCAAACGGCCAUCUCAAAUGGUAAUGGGCGGAGCUUUCGAGGACUCCAGCGAGGGGCCAUUUGGCCACGGUUACGGGGAGGGUAUCAGCGCAGGGGCCGACACUGAAGAUUGGAUUGUGAGUCGCGAUAAGCAUCGCUAUGAUGAAAUCUUCUACACCUUGAUGCCUAUUAAUGGUAAGGUGACAGGUAUCAAUGCCAAGAAGGAGAUGAUGAAUUCUCGCCUACCCAACACUGUACUGGGAAAGAUCUGGAAGCUGGCAGACUGUGAUAAGGACGGGAUGCUGGAUGAUGAAGAAUUUGCAUUGGCUCAACAUCUUAUUAAGAUCAAACUGGAAGGCUUUGAGCUCCCCACAGUGGUACCAAGUCACCUAGUGCCUCCGUCGCACAGGAAGAACACCACUGCGGAUAUUUUAUACAACCACCAGGAGGAUUGAAUGCUUUAUCAAUUUCUGUCCAUUUAUAAAGGUGCCUUAUUAAUCUGAAUAUAUUUCAUUCAGCUGCUAAAACAAGGGGGCUGUAAAAUCAGAAAGAAGAAAUAGAAAGGUUUGAAAGGGAUGAAGUUGUAUUGCUUACGCCAUGUUUAAGGUCUAAAUUAAGCCUUAAUAUCACACAAUGAAAUAUGCCAAAGAUGAAUAAGUAGGUUUAAAUUUAUUGCUGCAGAACUGAAUGCAUAAUGUUUGCAAACUCAGUAUGUAAUAACACUUAUCCACUUAUAUAAAAUACUUAUAUAUGAAACACCAUCAUAGAGGUCACAGACAGAAUAAACAUCUAUCCCAGUCGUUGUGAAACAAUAUACCUGUACACGCCCUGAAUGUUACUUGGGUAAUUCAUUAGUUUUGCAGCACAAUAUUACAUUUUCCAUUUAAAUCUGGAUUCAAGGUUUUCCUUGAUUUUUUUAGUUAAAGUGGAAAAUAAUUUUUGAGAUAUUUCACACUGUGUGUUAGAUAAUGUUCUGGGUGAUUUAUGUUCUGAAUUUACUUUAAUGACUUAAUAAAAUGUAGAUGUUUACUUCCCAUUAUAUGGUGACAUGGAUUAAAGAAAAACUUUUCCCAUGUUAUUUUCAAUGUCUGUAUAAUAUUUUUGUCUGACACUAAAGUCAAGAAAUCCACUGAAGUCAAUUAUUUCUAUUAGAAUACAGAAAGGGAAAUUUUAUCAAAAAAUCAUUUCAGUAUUAAAGAGAGACAUUAGUCACCCAAUAUCACAAUCACACCCACUGUUGUUUUUGAUAUGGAGCUUGUUUCAGGGAUCAAAGCGUUUUCUUUUCCGUAUAAUAUUUUUCUUUAAAACAUAAUUGUACUUUAUGUAUGUUUGGGUUAAAUAUUGUGACAAACAUUACUGACAGUAACUGACAUUUUUGCCUUUGAGAACAUAAAAUUGUUACAUUGUUAAGGGAUGAAAAAAUGGUUAUACGAUAAUAUCAGUUUUUUUAUUAUAACUUCAUUGUAAAUACAACAAUUGUGUAUGUCAGUCACCGUUACACUAUAUUCAUAUGUAUAUUUUAACUACAAUUGAUUAUAGAUAAUUAUUGUGAGAGGUGGAUGGUAAUAACUGGACUGUGCACCUGUUUGACAUGGGGUCACUUCUUUUGGUUCUGUCCUCAACCCGAAUGAUUUGUGUUUUUGUGCAAGAAACUAGUGACAUUAAGAUUAGGCUACUGUAAAAACAUUGCAGCCACUGUUUUAGGCACUUCUACUACGUAUGUUUGAAAUUAGACUUUGCAUCUAAGGUGUUUCAACAUAUGGUUUAAUGAGCCUUUAAAAUGUGUGGUAAUGUAUCUUUCAGCCACAUGUUAAUGUGUAAUUCACUGUAAAAAGAUGACAAAUUGAUAUACCCUUCUAUAUGGUAUAAGGGAAUUUAAUAAAUAACAUUUUAAAUGGAAA